Ipomoea nil (Japanese morning glory) is the source of this 402-nucleotide messenger RNA. RefSeq lists its product as uncharacterized. Bases 1 to 402 code for a protein of 133 amino acids. The record is from RefSeq and is a predicted model, not a curated record. The transcript has a single exon. NCBI's taxonomy places the organism in Eukaryota, Viridiplantae, Streptophyta, Magnoliopsida, Solanales, Convolvulaceae.
AUGAAUAGAUAUUGGUGGGGGACAGGAACUGACCGUGGUAUUCAUUGGAAGGCAUGGGAUAAGUUGUGUAUCCCAAAGAAGUAUGGGGGACUGGGAUUUAAGGAUCUAAGAGCUUUUAAUCUGGCAAUGUUAAGUAAGCAGGCAUGGCGGAUGCUAACUAAUACUGACUCAUUGGUAUCUUGUGUUUAUCGGGCUAGAUAUUAUCCCAAACAUACCUUUUAUGAGGUAGGGCUGGGGAAUAAUCCCAGUUUUUGUUGGCGUAGUAUUAUGGCAGCUAAGGAACUGGUCUGUGGGGGAGUAAGGCGGCGUAUUGGGAUUGGAAAUUCAACGCUAAUCUGGGAGCACCCGUGGCUCCAGGAUGAAUUGGAUCCCAUGAUCCAUACUGAGAUGGCUCCAGGAUGA